GUUGAGUUCAGAACUCAACCAGUUUGUAGUUUUCUUCUGAAGCUCCUCCAUUCUUUCUUCUCUUCCCGUACGAGUAUGGCCAGAACGGCGUCUUCCGUUCCCGGCGGCUCCGUCGUCGACAACAGGCCUUCGACGCAUCGACCCAGAUCUCUACGGAACCGGUCUCCUCCUCCGCCUUCCGGAAGAGACCUUCAAGUUCGAGGAUGGUCCUAUUGAUUGGUCUGGCUCCGUCGGAGGCCGAUGGAGCGGUGAAAUCUCCAAAAGAAGAAGCUGAGGCUGCGAGGCUGAGGGUUUGUGGAUCUGACGGACCCGUAGUCGUCAGAUUACGCUUGAGCCACGCCUAGCCGUUCGAUUACGUGUAAUCAAUGCGCAACUGUCCGAUUGCGGGAUGAAGCUCUCAGCCGUCCGAUUAAAACCGAGAAUACCCAGCUCCGUCGUACCUGAUCGCUAUCGGAGGAGACCUAGUUUGGGCUUUACAGCUGCGUGUAAAUUGAGCCCAAAUAAAUUGGUAUUGGGAUUUAUAUAUAAGUCUGCCCUAGCUCACGAUCACGACCCCUCAUUGACCGAAAGGAGUGAAAGCUUGACUGGAAUUUGUUCAUCCAUGGCGGCCCCGCAACUCCCGCCUUGGUCGCAUCAAUGGAGUCCGCCUUGGCUGCGUCAGAAGAGGCUUAUGCGAAGUUCUCCAGGGAUCUGGAGAGACAUCAAAUUAAAUAUUUUGAUCUCUCAACCGAAUUCUUUGACCUUCACAAUGAUUUUAUGGUCAUUUCCACUCAACAUGAGUCAGACUUGGAGGCGUUUGAGCUCAUUAAGAAACAGUUUGAAAUGGAUUUGGAAUCCCACGCAGAUACUAUUGAAGCAUACUGCAGUAAUGUCAAGGAAUGUACUGACCAGGGAUCCAGCUUUACCGAUUCUGACAACGUGAAUGAUGCUGAAUCCAUUCAUGAGCAGCGUGCUGAACUCUUUCAAAAGUAUCAGCAGGCAUAUGCUAGCUAUGUGGAAUCAUUCACAAAGUCUAAAAAGUUUUUUGAAGAUUUGAAGUCUACUGUUCAAAAUUUUUAGAGACGCUAUGCGCCACUCUAAUGAGGUAUGAGAAUUAUUCUUUACUCUUUUGUUUUGUCCCUUACUA
Molecule: messenger RNA, 1126 nt
Organism: Fragaria vesca subsp. vesca
Lineage: Eukaryota; Viridiplantae; Streptophyta; Magnoliopsida; Rosales; Rosaceae
Exons: 2
Coding region: 389-922 (177 amino acids)
Source: RefSeq, a predicted model, not a curated record